AUGGAACUGAAGAAUCCGGUGAGGUUUACUCUCGGAAAGCAGUCGUCUUUAGCACCGGACCGUGAAAGGGAUGGUUCCGGUGGGUUCGAGGAAGCCAUGGAGGGCAUUGAUCCAGGUGUUCGCUUAAUGUACGCAGCUAAUGAAGGGAAUCUUGAUGGUAUCCAGGAGCUCCUGGAUUCCGGCGUUGAUGUCAAUUUCCGGGAUAUUGAUGACCGGACGGCGCUUCAUAUCGCCUCCUGCCAAGGUUUGACUGACGUGGCUUCGCUCUUGCUCGACAAAGGGGCCGCAGUUGACCCCAAAGACAGAUGGGGAAGCACGCCCCUUGCAGAUGCCAUAUAUUACAAAAACAACGACGUUAUUAAGCUCUUGGAGAAGCGCGGUGCCAAGCCUCUGAUGGCCCCAAUGCACGUCAAUCAUGCUCGUGAAGUCCCGGAGUAUGAGAUCAAUCCUACUGAGCUUGAUCUCACUAAUAGUGUGCAGAUAACUAAGGGAACUUUUCGGUUAGCAUCAUGGCGUGGGAUACAAGUUGCUGUUAAAAUGCUCGGGGAGGAAGUACUCUCGGAUGAGGAUAAAGUAAGGGCAUUCAGAGAUGAGCUAGAUCUGCUUCAGAAGCUAAGACACCCUAAUGUGGUUCAAUUUUUGGGUGCUGUUACUCAAAGUAGCCCGAUGAUGAUUGUGACAGAAUAUUUACCGAAGGGAGAUCUUCGUGAGUACCUUAAGCGAAAAGGUCCACUAAAACCAGCAAAAGCUGUGAGAUUUGCUCUUGAUAUUGCAAGGGGUAUGAAUUAUCUACACGAGACCAGACCAGAACCAAUAAUUCACCGUGACCUUGAGCCUUCAAAUAUAUUGCGGGAUGACUCAGGACAUCUCAAAGUUGCAGACUUUGGUGUUAGCAAGUUGCUAACAGUGAAAGAAAAGAAGCCUCUAACUUGCCAGGAUACUUCUUGUCGUUAUAUGGCCCCAGAGGUUUUCAGAAAUGAAGAAUAUGGUACCAAAGUGGAUGUCUUUUCGUUUGCAUUAAUACUACAAGAGAUGAUUGAAGGCUACCCUCCAUUUUCUAACAAGGAAGAUCCUGAUGUUCUUAAAGCCUAUGCUGGAACUGAGCGUCCUCCUUUUAAGGCUCCACCAAAGUAUUAUGCGCAUGGGAUUAAAGAGUUGAUCGAGGAGUGUUGGCAUGAAAAUCCAGCUAAACGGCCAACUUUCAGGCAAAUACUGACAAGACUGGACUCUAUUUACAAUAGAAUUGGGUACAAGAGGGGUUGGAAGGAUAGACCGUUAAAAUGUUUCCCGAAUUUGGAAGCCUUCUUGAAGAAAGACCAAAGUCUAAGUGGGCGCGAUGGAUCUUCACGCUCAGCCAGCCGUGUGUGA
Molecule: messenger RNA, 1368 nt
Organism: Linum trigynum
Lineage: Eukaryota; Viridiplantae; Streptophyta; Magnoliopsida; Malpighiales; Linaceae
Source: the annotation of a GenBank genome assembly